Messenger RNA from Aquila chrysaetos chrysaetos, 1500 nucleotides. RefSeq names its product coiled-coil domain-containing protein 81-like. The record is from RefSeq and is a predicted model, not a curated record. Gene Ontology annotation, cellular component: centrosome. Lineage: Eukaryota; Metazoa; Chordata; Aves; Accipitriformes; Accipitridae. The transcript is spliced from 12 exons. Bases 1 to 1500 code for a protein of 499 amino acids.
AUGGAGGGCUGCUGCACUGUGGCCAUCAGCUCAGACCUGAGCUUCUUGUUCCCCACGCUCCUGCAGCUCUCCACCGAGGAGAUCGUGGCUAUCUGGGGUGCCGUGUCCAAUUACAUCCUGGGACAGCUGAAGCUGGACAAGGGUGUCGUGGUGGCGGGACUCGGGACCUUCGCUACGGUCCAAAAGCAUCUCUUCGGCACACAGGAGGCGUUUGUGGUGCGCAGACCCGUAUUCCAGCUGGCCAUCGACACGUUCUGGCUGGAGGGUCUCGAGUGCCCCACAGAAAUUAUCCCUGACGACGUCAAGGUGGAGCCGCUCAACUUCCAGCAGCUCUCGCAAGCCAGCGGCUUCCCACGGUGCCUGGUGGAGAAUUGCGUGCAGGAGACCAUUCUCCUGUACUCCUUCCAGCUGAGGAGUGGGAAGCGCUUCGCCUUCGCCUUCCGGGACAUCGGCGUCCUGGCCUGCAAAGGCAACUUCCUCUGCAUGCAGUUUUAUUACCACUGCAUCACAGGCCUGGAGAGCACUGCCAGCCCAAUUGCGCUGCUUCACAGCAGGCUGUGGAAGCCAGAUCCGACUGUCUCCGGUGCAGCGACCACCGCUCAGGGGGUGCAGGCGAUUCCUGCCAACGCAUUCCCGAGGCUCCAGCCGACCGUGAGCAGCAAAGCGAAGGCCAAGGCUUCCUCCCCCAGCUCCACCCAGCACCAGAAGGCUGUGGAGAAGCGCAGGAUCAGCAGAGAGGGGCAUCCUGGCAAGCUGCUGACGCGGCGGGAGGGGCUUCCCCUGCCUGUGCUGCCCAGCUGGGGAUCAAGACAGCAAGACGUGGAGAAGAAGCCCUCUGUCAUAGUGUACCCCCUGCGUCCAGACAGCUCCCGCAGGAAGAAGGAAGCAGGCAGGCAGGAGCCAGCGCCUCCAGCCAGGCCCACCUCAGCACUCCCAUCCUCUGAAGCCUGCAAGAGAGCGCUGCAGGGCGUCUGGGAGCUGUCUGAGCAGUGGGACAAGGCGGAGCACCUGCGGUCCGGGUACAGGGAUCGGGUACAGAAAGCUCAGGCAGAAUGGGCCACGUGGGAAGCCUGGUCGGCAGGGGAGCACCGGCAGCCGCCCAAGGAGCUCAGCACUAGCGGCCUGUGGGCUCCCCACCCUCCAGCCCAGCCCAGGGGCAAGGAGGACAAGAAGAGGUGGAGGAAGGCUGAAAACGCUCUCCCAGAAGAGGAGAUGGCAUCAGCAGCCCAGCUGAAAAGGCUCCAGCCUGGCAACCUUUCCCCACGAGCCGCCCAGGUCCUGAAAAGGCUGGAGCCGCAUCAAGCACGGCGGGACAUAUUCAGGCAUGUUGUUGAGACCAACAGGCGGAAGCUGGAGCAGCAGCGGCAGCUCCCCUGUGCUCGAUGCUCGUCCUGCAACAGAGGGGAAGGUGCCAGGAGCAGCAGCUGCAGCAGCGGGGCUGCGAGCAAAGGGGCUGGGAGGCUUCCCAGCUGCCAAAAUCCACCUAAAAAAGCAAAAUAA